Molecule: messenger RNA, 699 nt
Organism: Colletotrichum orchidophilum
Lineage: Eukaryota; Fungi; Ascomycota; Sordariomycetes; Glomerellales; Glomerellaceae
Product: riboflavin synthase
Exons: 2
Coding region: 1-699 (232 amino acids)
Biological process (GO): riboflavin biosynthetic process
Molecular function (GO): riboflavin synthase activity
Source: RefSeq, a predicted model, not a curated record
AUGUUCACCGGCAUCGUCGAGGAAAUCGGAGUCGUCUCCGACCUCAACCCCAACGAUGAGACGGGAGGAACCUCCCUCACAAUCACACUGCCUGAGUCCUCGACCCUCCUCUCAGACUGCCACCUCGGCGACUCAAUCGCCAUCAACGGUGUCUGCCUCACCGUCACCUCCUUCGAGACCGCCGGCCCGCCCUCCUUCAAGGUCGGCGUCGCCCCCGAGACCCUGCGCAUCACCAACCUCGGCUCCCUGGCCAAGGACUCGCGCGCCAACCUCGAGCGCGCCGUCCGCGCCGACACCCGCAUGGGCGGCCACUUCGUCCAGGGCCACGUCGACACCACGGCCACUAUCCUGGCCGUCACCCCCGAUGGCAACGCCCUGACGUUCCGCUUCGCGCCGCGGGACCCGGCCGUCUUGCGCUACAUCAUAUACAAGGGCUACGUCGCGCUGGACGGCACGAGCUUGACCGUGACGCAGGUCAACGAUGAGGAGGGAUGGUGGGAGGUCAUGCUGAUUAGCUACACACAGGAGAAGGUCGUCGUCGCGAGCAAGAAGCCCGGCGAGACUGUCAACAUCGAGGUCGACAUGAUGGCAAAAUACGCUGAGAAGAGCCUCGCGGGUUAUCUCGGCGGCGCCGGCGGCGCUCCGUUGGAGAGAAUGGUCGAGCGUAUCGUAGCUCAGGGCCUUGGUGGCAGGUCUUGA